This is a messenger RNA of Geodia barretti, 3951 nucleotides long. Lineage: Eukaryota; Metazoa; Porifera; Demospongiae; Tetractinellida; Geodiidae. The record is from the annotation of a GenBank genome assembly.
CAAAUUUUCUACUGAUGCGUGCUAGGAUAGCUGCUGUGACGGGCGGAUUGAGCUUUCUCUUUGUUGGUAUAUACCUAUAGCUAAAGCUGGAAGCUUAUCAACGAGGUGUAAUGUUGCUACUACUGCUUGUUUCCCUUCUGCUGUGUGCGGCAGAGGUCCACUCUCUGAAUGUCAGAGUUGCUGCAGUCUACAGCCCAGCUCCAGGGGAGAUCCCUGGGAAAUUGGGCCCUAACCAGUUCACAGCAGGCAGUGUCCUAGCACUGCAGUGUUUAGUUGAGGGUCACAGUGGAAUUGUUAGCUAUAGAUGGUCUCUCAGCGGGAGUCCUAGCACCCCAGGGUGUAGUAGAUGUGACAUUGAUACAUCAUCCACUACUGCCAAGUUGCACUUGGGGAUAUUCUCACUCUAUUCCUACUAUGCUGGUGUGUACACAUGCACAGUCAAUGAGAAGGGUUCUCCAGGCAGUAGCAGCAGUAGCAACUUCCCUGUAUCUGUUGUAGGUGCUGGUAUAUAUGCCAUAUCAUCCACCUUGGAGAUAUCAUCAGGUCCCAUAGCCAACAAUGGAGUGAUAGUGGGCAGCAGUAGUGGUACUCUGUGGUUGGACUGUGUCUCUAACUCCAGUAUAUCUGGUGUGGGGGCUAUCACUACACCUCAUGGGGUCACACUUACUCCUCGUCAGGACCACGAUGUGUGGAGUGUAACUAGUCCAUUCAGCAGACCUGGAGUCCUUCGUCUCUGGACCCUGUCCUUGUCGCAACUCUCGGCCUCGGACCAAGGGGUAUACACGUGCACAAUACCCGACAGCAACGGUUUCAGCAUAUCCCUUCAUGUCGGACUGUAUGAUUAUGGCCGAAGUGAGCCUCCAACCAUCGCAUCACUGACUUACCAGAAGGAGAACCGCACUUUGGUGUGUGUGUCAACAGGUUCUCCGGCUACCACCAUCACCUGGAUGAAGAACGGACAGACUCUCACCACAGACGGCUCCUCCAACUACCUCCUCUCUCAGACUAUCACUGACAGAGUGUCUUCCACCUACUCCAAUGUCCUGACAGUGGGAGACAGAGUUCCAGGGGGAGUGACUGGCACCUACAACUGCACAGUCUCCAAUGCUCUGGGCUCCGACUAUAGAGACCUGGAGGUUACUGGAAUCACUACUAUUUCUGGUGUGGAGGAAGCACUGAUUGUGGGUCAGUCGGCUGCUAUUAACUGCACCAGCAGUGUGGGAGUCUUCUCCAUUGAGCUGAGGAACCAGUCCUCCCAUGUGCUCGCCAGUAGCACUAGCAACACUGACAACCUUACGACCCUGGUUUAUACCCUUCCCCUAGUGACAGAUGAUCUUCACGGACAGCAGUUUUCCUGUGUAUCUGUGGGUACUGAUACUAUUUACACUGAGAUAAUCGUUCUACAAGUUGUAGUUCCUGCUGGCUCCCUGGGAGUGAGAAGAGAAAUUUCAGAAUCUGGUCCACUGGGGGCAGGGAGCUCUGGCCCCACUCUCACCUGUACAGUCAGCGAGACUAUCCCGGGACUUACACAUGUGCCUUCAGCUAUCUGGAUGAUGGAGUCUGGUAGUCCAGUGGUCCCAGGAGAUGACAUCAUCGUGACAGAGACUCUCAGGAACACUACAACUGCAGUAUUAACUCUGUUUUUCUCUCCACUCCACACCUCGCAUGCCGGACUCUACUACUGUACGGGAACACUAGAGUCUCCUGCUGCAGAUGGUGGUAGCAUCUCCUAUUCUACUGCCCCAACCUCUAUCACCGUCAGAUUGCCAGCUCCGACUGUGACACUGACCCAUCCUAGUGGUCCACUCUACCAGGGAACCUCUCACUCUCUGAACUGCACUGCCUCGCUACCUCCCUCUGUGGAUACCGAUAUCAACAUCACUACCCACUGGACGGCUGCAGUCUCCAGUGACAGAAGCACUAUACUUUCUCCUUCUCUCUUCGUCUCCACCCUGACUAUCAGUCCCCUGGCCACCAGUGAUGCCGGCCAGUACUUCUGUGCAGCCACUGCCCACUCUUACUCUCAGUAUAUCACCAACAGUGGCUCCGGACGCAGUCCAGAGGAGACUCUCUCUGUCACCGCUCUCCCUCCACCAAAUGUCUCUAUGUCCUUCUCUGGAGCUCCUGUCAAUGGCCACAGCUACUCCCUGCAGUGUUCAGCCAGUGUUGCCGCAGGUCUAGUGGUCCUCCCCGAUAUGAAGUUGGUGUUUCCCAAUUCUACUGAGAAACUGGUGGCAGGCUCUAGUUCCCUGGAGCACAGAUUCUCUCCUCUGAGGUCAUCUGAUGGAGGCCGGUAUACCUGUGUGGCCACUGUCAAUAUCCCUCGGGCUGGGAUUAACGGUCUUUCAGCCUCAGUCACCAAGACACUGAAUGUUGUUUAUGCCUAUCCUGUUGAAAGUUUCGAAGGAAGAGCAGUGUCGGGAACCUCCCUCUCCUUCUCCUGGAGCCAGCCCAGCAUUGGAGGCAGUCUCACCACUGGCUACAACCUGACAUGUGUCCCUCUUCUGACUGGGGUCCCUGUUCCCCCGCCUCUCCAUCUGGCUCCUGGCGAUACAUCGGCCACUGUGACAGGACUCUUACCUGGAGCUCCCUAUGACUGCAGUAUCUUCACGAUUACUGAUGAUGGCAUGUCUCAACCUUCCACCCUUUCUCUCUUGACCACUGAGAUUGCUCCAUCAGGAUCUCCAGAGAUGUUAGGGGCAGUCCCAGGAGAGAGAGAAGUUGUGUUCUCCUGGUCCCCUCCUCCUGUCACCCAGCGUAAUGGAGUCAUCACCGGCUACACCAUCUCCUGUUCCCCCUCCCCGUCCUCCCUCCCCCACUCCACUUCCUCUGAAGUAACAUCAUUGAGACUGGCUGGGUUUUCUCCUGGCACUAGCUACUCCUGUUCUCUGGUGGCCAGCAACUCUCAGGGAUCCGGACCUCCUGCUAACAGCUCGUUCAAGACAAAAGAAGACAAUUCAUAUUUUCAGCUUCAUUUGGGUGGACUUCUUAGCACGUGUUCUGAAGAAGUGAAUUCAGAGAGGUCUUUGAAGCUAGAGCACAUCACAGAUGCAGUUGUGAAGGUACUGAAGGCCCCCAGUGACAUCAUAGAGAACACGUUCUUUGUCUGCUACCCUGAGUCUCCGUCAUUCGUGACAUAUCGAGCCAGCCUGGAGGGGACCUCUGAGACAGACAGUAGCUCCCUAGUCUCUCUGAUAGAGGCCUGGGUGAGAGGAGGCGGGGCCAGCGUCAUUGUGACUGGAGUACUCAUGACAGUAGACUCACACUGCUCAGUAGCCAUCUCUUCUCCCAGUGAACCAGAGUGCUCUCCAACACCUCCAGCCCCAACAGCGAAGCCUGCCGGCAUUGAGGGGGAGGGGACCAGUAGUUCUGACACUACUACACCAGCUAUAACAGCAGGAGUGGUGGUGGUGACUGUAGCUGUCAUAAUUGCUGUCGCUAUUGUCAUUGUAGCUGUCGUGUUUCUCGGAUUAAGACAUCGUCGUGGAGGAGCUAAACUCAAAUCUUCCAACCAACGGUAUGAGUCCAGUACCCCUGUAGCUGCUGUCAAUGUUUCCUAUGGAAAGGUCAAACGGGGCGAAGAGGCAACUUACGAGAUGAUGGACAUCUCAGCCCAACAGCUGCCUCGUGCAGCAUCGGGACCAGUCGAGGACUACGAGGAGCCCGUGACACCUCGACAGCCUCUCCCCACCAUCCCUCCCUCUAAGGCUGAGGAGGAGGCAGAGGAUGACACUGUCUAUGAUGUCAUCCCUGGAGAUCAGUGACUCCACAUUAACUGAAUAACUGGAGAAUACUCGUACUAAUGUAAUGCCUUGUAGUGGAAAGUGAUUUAUUAAAAAUGAAUGGAUAAGGACACCAAAAACUAAGGAAACAAUUGAGUGGUUGAAAACGGCAAGACACACAUAACUACAGACACCAUCCUUAUUAAUAUCUUUAUUGUAACUCAUAGGC